Messenger RNA from Oryzias latipes (Japanese medaka), 4817 nucleotides. Its product is annotated as TBC1 domain family member 12. NCBI's taxonomy places the organism in Eukaryota, Metazoa, Chordata, Actinopteri, Beloniformes, Adrianichthyidae. Gene Ontology annotation, biological process: regulation of GTPase activity. Gene Ontology annotation, molecular function: GTPase activator activity; small GTPase binding. The record is from RefSeq and is a predicted model, not a curated record.
CUGACGUCAUUGUUGGGGAAUUUUCAAGAUGGCGCCUGACUGUGAGAGGAAUGCCGCUGCAGCAGAAAGCUGAUCGUUUCUGGGUUUAGUUUAUCCUCCGCCUCCGGGCGUCUUCGCUCCCACGGUCGGGGAAAACAUUUGUAGAUUCACAACCCGGAGAUGCUUCACUUCCGUGCUGCACGUUAGCUAACGCUGAAAUAGCACCGGCUAAGAUGGUAGCCACGUCCUCGGAGAACGACACAAACAGCCACUGCGGAGCUCGGCCGUUGGGGCCGGACGACUCGUCGCAGGGAUUUCUCGCGGGGCCCGAAGCACGCUUGGCGGACUGAGAGGUCAUGGAGGUGACGGGGAAGAACGGAGGUUCGUUCGGGAUCGACUGUAAUGUAGUAGAGGAGACGGCGGGAGGACCAGGCGGAGCGAGGAGGCUGUGUCACUCCGGGCUGCUCGCCCGUGUCAGCGGGGGUCAGGAAACUGCUAAGCCUCCAGCUUAUGCGACCGAGAACGGGAGGAAUGUAAACAGAGACCCCUCCCUGCCGCCGGCUAAAAUCAUGCUGGACCUGGCGGAGCGGCUGCUGCCGGGACAGCUGAUCGACACCUGCGUGAUUUCGGGGGUUUGCGGAGGCCUGAACGGGUUUAGUGAAUCUACCGGUCUAGAGGAGCAGCUGGAGGAGGGGGGUCACGGAGAAAGAGGAGAUGGGAGCACAGAGACUUCCCCCGCAGCUGCGCUCCUGGACCAAGACCAACAGGUCCAGCACAUCGCAGCAGAGAGCAGAGGCGAGUGCCUGGUGGAAGAGGGCUCCGUCCGGGCUUUUGCUCCCCUCGAUCGACCCGCGUGCGCGCGGAUGCACCCGGGCUGCAUUGCGGUCAACAUGUCCAACGGGGUCGCUGACUGUCCCGGGGAGGUCAGCGCGGAUUGUGAACCGUUUCUGGGUCACGGACACGCUUCGGAGCCGUGGGAGCUGAGAGUAGCCAACGGCGGUUUGCAUCUUCUGGGAAACUCGCCGGGGUCCGGGCUGAGUCUCAGCGGGCAUCCGCUUCCUCCAGCCUCGGGAGAAGACGCUCCUUUCGCGUCAGAGCUCCUCGGUCUCUGCAAGCCGCCCCUCUCCCUGGAACCCUGUGACAAAAUCCCCUCACCCAGCCCCUCCACCUUGUCAGAUCCAUACAGUGACAGCCCGCUGUCUGAGCCCCCCAUCCCGGGCGAAGAGGAGGAGGAAGAUGGGGAGCCCGCUUACCUCCGGGCCCCCAUCAGGCCGCAGAGUCUGAGGACUAACCUCAACCUCGCGGUGUCCCUCAGCUGCGACGCCACCCCACUGUCCCCGGAGGAGGAUGGGGGCUUUUAUUUUGAAAAUGAGGUGUCGGAGGAGUACCUGCGGAAUGUUCUGGAGGGGGGGCGGCGGCAGAGCGCCCCCGACAAUCUACCGGACCGGAGCGAGCAGGGCGCCGGCACGGAGCAGAAGCUGCUGCCGAAGAGGUUCGGAAUCGCAGAUUUCUUCACCAGGAGCCUGUUUUCUAAGAAAUCCAAAGAUCCUAAGGCAGUAUCCCACAAUGCAUCAGGGUGGCGACUCUUUGGGAAGACGGCAGCGAGAGAGGGCGAUCAAAGCAAAGAUCUGUGCUCCACAGCGACGAUGCAGCAGCAGGAAGAAGAGGACGACUCUCCGGGUUCUCAGCGCCCCCUGGCUGCAGGAAGGAGGAAGAAUCUGGACUUUGAGCCUCUGUCCACCACAGCUCUCAUCCUGGAGGACCGGCCCUCGAACCUGCCAGCCAAGUCCACAGAGGAAACUCAGAGACACAAGCUGGAGUAUGAGGAGAUGGUGGCAGGAGCUAAGAGGAGAGAGAUGAAAGAAGCUCAGAGAAAGAAGCGUCAGAUGAAGGAGCGCCACAGACAAGAGGACAGCAUCUCCAACGCCAUGGUGGUCUGGAACACAGAGAUCCUGCCGCACUGGGACAGCAUGAAGGCAACGCGGCGCGUCCGGGAGCUUUGGUGGCAGGGGCUUCCUCCCAGCGUCAGAGGAAGAGUGUGGAGCCUCGCCAUUGGCAACGAGCUGAACAUCACACCAGAGCUCUAUGAGAUCUUCCUGUCCAGAGCCAAAGAGAAGUGGAGAAGUUACAGUGAGACCAGUUCAGUGAACGACGGCGAGAGCGACGGAGGAGCAUCUCUGGCCGACAGGGAGUCCAGCCUGGACCUUAUCAAACUGGACAUUUCCAGAACAUUCCCCUCCCUCUUCAUCUUUCAGAAGGGGGGUCCCUACCACGACCUCCUCCACAGCGUGCUGGGAGCGUACACCUGUUACAGACCGGACAUCGGCUACGUUCAGGGCAUGUCCUUCAUCGCUGCUGUACUCAUCCUCAACCUAGAGGAGGCCGAGGCCUUCAUCACCUUCGCCAACCUACUCAACAAACCCUGUCAGAUGGCCUUCUUCAGAGUCGACCACGACCUGAUGCUGAAGUAUUUCGCAGCCUUUGAGAUUUUCUUUGAGGAGAAUCUUCCUCGUCUCUUCGGUCACUUCCAGACCAGCAGCCUGACACCCGACCUGUAUCUGAUCGACUGGAUCUUCACCCUGUACAGUAAGUCGCUCCCACUGGACGUGGCGUGUCGGGUGUGGGACGUCUUUUGCCGGGACGGCGAGGAGAGCCUGUUUCGGACGGGGCUGGGGAUCCUGCGUCUGUACGAGGAGGUCCUGCUGCAGAUGGACUUCAUCCACAUCGCGCAGUUCCUCAGUCGCCUGCCAGACGACCUGCAGGCGCACACGCUCUUCAGCGCCAUGGCCAACACGCACAUGAUCAGCAGGAAUCGCCGCUGGGCGCAGGUGUUUUCUGCUCUGAUGAAGGAUGGAAACAAGGAGGCGGAGAAAGGCGGCAGCCCGGCUUUGAGGAGCUAACCCCAGCUCCUCCCAUGGCUCUGACCAGGAACGUUUUAGAGGCGGUUGUUGGUUCAACUCCAGCAGAUUGUCAGUAUUUUUCCACACAUGAAGUCUGAAUCUUCUGUUUCCAUGUUGCCCCCCUCCCAACCCCGACUUCACUGUAGGUGCUAAAGUUUUCUAAUGGCUUCAACUUUCUGGUUUAGUCCUCUGCUCCCCCAGUACCCACUAGAUUAACCAGCGAGCUCCAUUCAAGUGGUUCCAGCUGAGGUGGAUCUCAUCACAGCGAGGAAGCGCCACUCCAAGCACUUUAAUCAGACGGGCGCCCCCUGUCUGCGGUCAGAAGGAAGUGAACUCAAAUGAAGCGUCAAACUUCAGGCCUGAAACACCAAAGAUGGAUCCACAGAAGAUCCAGCACCAAUCGGAAGUCUUCUCCCCCAUUUAAGAUCUCACACUCCUGUUCAUUCCACAGUUCACCUCCUUCUUUCCACCAGGAAUCACGAGCAAACGGAAAAAUGUUUCCUUCCCAGAGUCUUCAGACUAAGCCUGCUGCACUUAUCUGAUCAUGAGCGUUUUGAGUGUUCACAAUAAAAGCUUGUUUCCAAAAAGGAGCUCAACCUUGUAGGGUACAAAGCAGGUUUUUUUGUGCACAGACAAACUUGAAGAAACAACAGAAUAUAAAGUUCCUAGUUUGAAUCCCUGACAAAACAGGAACUGUGUUUCCACUCUGCUGUUACAUUUCCCCGGACUAUUGAAAGUGUUACUUCUGAUUUUUCACAGGUAGAAAACAAUAACUUCACAUCAUACUAUAUGUUUUUUUUAAACAUUUAUUUUUUACUUUAAUUAACUUUUCAAACUUACAAAAACUCUUUCAUACCAAUUUAAAGGAAGGAGCCUUUAAAAAAGGAGCUUCUAAGAGAAUGAAAACUUUAACAGUGUUUUAUAAUUACUUGAAAUAAUAAUUAAAAAAAACAUUCACCUCCAUCUAAGUGUCCGAGCAGAUAAGUUUGAGUAUUUUUGUUGGAGCUUCGCUUUAACAACAUAAGUGUCUGAGCUUUCCCUGUGACUCCACCCACUCUUAUGUGAACCCACAAGGCCAGCAACUUUUUUUUUGAGGGGGGGCUAAAUUUUUCCCUCAAAGUUGCUUAUUUGUCUCAACAUAACCCUACUUUUGUUCAAAUGUCUGUAAGCUAAGUCAGAAGUUUACAGAGGAGGCAUUUUAUUUUGAAAUGAAACUGCACCACAAUGUUUGGUUGCCUCACAGGUCAGACUUCUGCAACAGACAUCAACAUGGAGUAGAUUGAGCUUAGCAUCUGUGUGAGCACGCUAAAGGCGCUGCAGCAAAGUCGCAUUUCAUCUCCAGUGUUAAAAAAAAAACAACCCAAACUGGAGGAGAGAGCUCUUCUUUGGUUGGAGGCUUUAGCUUCAGAACCACUGGUCCAAGUCUACAGGACACUACGCCACAACAGAAUCCUCUGAAGAGUUUUCAGAGCACAAUCUGAUCCGUUACUUCAUUUUUCCCCUAGUGUCCCUGUCUGAAAGAAAGACUUCAUGAAGGAAAAGAGUCGGACGUUUUCCAAAAACAGUCAGUGUUGGACUCCUGUCUGCAGCGGUUAAGUGCAAUAUUGUCAUUGGCAGGUGAUGCCUCCAGAGCUCUUUAUGAUUACCCAGAAUCCUCUGCUAAAAUACUCCCUCUACACUAAAACUAUUGCCAACUAACCUGUAGAGAUCAGACAAGAUUAACACCAGAAUUUGCUUCAAAAAUUCUUAUUUAUAAUCGUGUUACUGCUUUCUGUAAAUCCGUGUAGUUAAUUUUUUUGGUCUCAUUUUUCUGGACUAACUUUAGUGUACAGUUCUUUUCAUAAUGCCUUACAGUUGAUGUAAAUAACUGCAUAAAUGUUCUGUCUUUUCAUAUAACAGCCACUAGUUUGAUGUGUAAAUAAAUGUCUCUGCAAACGA